UUCGGCACCUGCAUACAAAGGAAAACGCAGCUCGUGGUUUCGUGCCCGUUUCGCCGAGUGUGAAAAUUAGGUGAAAAUUCGGUCAGUGCAAAAACAUCCUCGAUACCGGUAAGCCGGCAGAGAGCGCAGUUCUACAGCUCCGGUGGAAAAUUCCACUGAUGUUACUCAACAACGUCCUGUGCCGGACUGCUACUGCUGCAUUACGGAUUUCCACGAUCGGGAAGCAUUCAUUCGGCCAAAGUACUUGCACUAGUCGGCUACUAAACCAGCACCUACAGUACCAGAACAAUCUACAGUAUUUAGCCAAAGCAUUUUCAAGCCUUAACGGAAAAAUGGUGAAACAAGGACCACGUCCGCUCGUGAUCUGUGGCCCAUCGGGUUCGGGCAAAAGUACACUGCUGAAGAAGCUGUUCAAGGAAUUUCCGGAUACGUUUGGAUUCAGUGUGUCUCAUACCACUCGCAAACCACGUCCAGGAGAGGAAAAUGGUGUCCAUUAUCAUUUCGUCUCGGUCGAAGAGAUGCAGUCCGCCAUUGAGAAGGGCGAAUUCAUUGAAACGGCUGUAUUUAGCGGGAAUAUGUAUGGUACCAGCAAAAAGGCGGUGGAAAACGUUCAGCAUCAAGGGAAGGUGUGUGUGUUGGACAUUGAAAUUGAGGGUGUGAAACAGAUUCGUAACUCGGACCGAUUAAACCCACUGCUGGUGUUUGUAAAUCCACCAUCGAUCGAGGAACUGGAACGCAGAUUGCGUGGACGUAAAACAGAAACGGAGGAAAGCUUACAGAAGCGUUUAAACACGGCACGGAAAGAAAUAGAAUAUGGCACGGAACUGGGAAAUUUCGAUGUGGUUGUGCAGAACAACAAUCUCAAGCAGGCGUAUGAGGAUCUGCGCAACUUUAUCGUACGGGAGCUAGAAACGCAACAAGGCCAAGGUAUCAAUGUUAGCCUGAACCGUGUGUUUGAUGAGUGAAAUGUUUUUGCUCCCUGUUUGUGUGCCCCCCCCUACCUGAUCUGACAAAACGUGACCUCCAAUUUCCCAUCCACAAAUUCUUGUUGACUAUCGCAGCCUAACGCGUAAACCAUCCCGUUCUCUAAUUGCAAAACUUUCUUGGAAGAAAGUGUACAAAUUUAGCUAACUUUAGUGUAAGGUGAAUUGCCACAACACAAGACAUGACCCACGGUAUUUACCGGUGCUAUGAAACGAUUAUCAUUUACAAACUCUACUAAGGCAACAUGCAAAUGUUCCAUUACUCGUAAUUGUAUCUCUUUAUUGUGACAGUUCGAACCAGAAUUGGCAUUUUUACAACACACUCCACUGUGCAACUUUAUACACCCACACACACCAAAAAAAAAAAGGAAAGUCGAUACCACCUAAUUACCAUUAACCGAAUAUUCGAGUAUUUGCAGAAGGGUGCAAAGUUUUCGAUACAUUUAUAUUGUGUUUGUUAAGACCUUAAGUCGUUUAUUUUUAUUUUACCUCUUUUGCACGGUCUCCGUACUCGUGGAGCAUCAUUUUUAUACAAUCAACGUAAUACUGGCAAUUCUUUGCAGUGUAGAGCAAGUGUUUGAACCACCCUGUAUUGUGUGUCUCGGCUAAACAUGUAGUGCAAUGAGUAAAGGAUCCAGGAUCGAUCGAUUUGUUUAUAGUAAUUUCGAUAUGCUAAUUGUAUUGCCAAGGUUAAAAGUGAAUUCAAAAGCUUACCAAUAAGAUAAGAGAAAUUUCUAAACAUUCCAGUGUCAAAGAGUUGCUUUGCAUACAGAACAGAACAGAUUUAAAUCCCAGACGGAUAAUGUUGUGAAACUUUCUGCGUCAAACAAAGAAACAUUCAAAAGCAAUCAAAAUGAAUCAUAUCCAAUACCGUUUUUCGAUUCUUCCUUUACACAGUCAAAUUAUUUAGCGUGUACGUAAGACAUUCCAUGGUUUAAGAUGAGGGUUAAUUCAUUAGGUAUAUUGGUUAGGAAUAAGGUUGAAAACAAUACUUUCAAAGCAGUACUGUCGACUGUGUGAAUGAUAUUUUUUUCUGUGGUGCUAACACGCAAUCUUGUCCAUUUGUUCUACCUUCAACCUUCGGUAAUGUCCCCCUUUUUGCAUGAUGAAUGGUGUUGUCUUUGUGUUUUUGCUAUGCCCUACCGAGCUACCUAAUUAACCACCAGUAUCAGGCUCUCCCGACAGCCUGCAUAAUACACCCUGCGGCUAAUAUGUUUGGAUUUCUUGUUCUUGUUGAUUGAAAGCUUCGUUAAAAACGAACGUUCACUAAUGAAAUGGAUCAAUUAUUCUCUUUUCCCCCUACACACGACGUUUCGUUUAGAUGUAUUCCUUGUCACGUCACUGGUUAGCAAUUACAAAUCGCUUGAAGUUUAAUUCGGCAGUUUCGGCUACCGAGUUGUGACGCCCUUUUUCACUUUUGAGAGGGGGAUGAGAACCAAUUCCUGCAUCAAUUUUGUUUGGUAUUUUCAACUGUUCAUCAUCAUCACCGUUAUUAAUGCACCGCGCAAAAGAUGCCGUUUCCUUGUCGAUCUUUCCACCUGUAUUCGGACAGGAUAGAGAGGGAUCGAGGCACUAGCCAGCGUAGAGGUGUAAUUACGUAUAGAAUGAUUCCUUUCUAAAUACCCAUCCACCCACAGCCGCAUUGUUGCAUUGUUGUGCAAAUUCCAGCUUGUUGUGCAGUUGUGCUUUUUUUUUGCUGCGUGCAGAGCCACUGCGCAUAGGUAAACGUAAGUGUUAGUUUAAGAAUAAUGGCGCGCGUUUUCAACCCCCCUUCGAUCUGCUCGCUACCUGCCACAAGUAAAAUCAAAACAACCCCACGGCAACCUGGUUGGUGCUGGGCCGUUUGUAUCAACGCAAUGCGCAAUGCUUUUUAUGUGUAGAUUCUUUUUUUAUAUAUAUACUGCAGCAAAACCUUUUUCUAUAAGCAAACUUUAGCAACAACCACAAUAGCAAGAGUGAAUUAUUUUCCAACUUAUCCGUACACUAUAUCGGCAAACGGCAACGUGUUUAGUGAGAUUGGCUUGUGGAACAAAAUUGUUCGUUAAAUGUAAUUGCCAAAAGAAAACAACAUCAGAAUUAGUUCUAGAAUAAUACACCAUGAAAGAAAACUAAUGUUAGAACAGAACCGCAUGUUUAUAAAACUAAUAGUACUGUACUAGGAAGUAGCCACUGAUCGGUUAGGUGCACUGCACCUCUGUACCGCAAAUUGGCAGAUUUAUAAAGUUUACUCCGUUGUUUUAGGAAGAGAAUAAUUGAAAUAUGUUAACACACCAAUUCACAAUAAAGUGUACUAUAUU
Messenger RNA from Anopheles moucheti, 3280 nucleotides. RefSeq lists its product as uncharacterized. Gene Ontology annotation, molecular function: GMP kinase activity. The coding region runs from base 159 to 965 and encodes 268 amino acids. The record is from RefSeq and is a predicted model, not a curated record. The transcript is spliced from 5 exons. NCBI's taxonomy places the organism in Eukaryota, Metazoa, Arthropoda, Insecta, Diptera, Culicidae. Gene Ontology annotation, cellular component: cytosol. Gene Ontology annotation, biological process: purine nucleotide metabolic process.